CGUUGUAAUGUAAGAGGGGCAGGGUUGUGACCUAAUCUCGUCCAUUACGACUCAUGGAUUUGGUCCACAUCCUCUGGAUUCGCAUCUUCAUAAAAUACGCCUCCUCCAGUGCGAUUUGCGCGCUCAAAUUUGAAGACGGAGAAUAGGAGCGAAGCGAAAAUAUUUCUUUCACUCCUAUCCCCUCAAAAAACCCUUUCGAAACCCUCCUCACUUCCUUCUCUGUAUCCGAACGCGAUUCGACUUCUCAGUGAUCCAUUUUGCGCACUGCCAUCUUCGGGCGCACCAUUUAUGGGGUUCUUCUGCUGUCGUUGGAUUCCUGCGGAAUGCUACUUCAUGCAGGGAUUCGGAGCUGUAUUAUCUCCAUUUGUAUUUAUGAUGAAACUUUUUUAGGAAGGCUGGAGUGCUAGCUUGUUCAUAGAAACCAUCGUUGCGGUUUUACUAAUUACUGGGCAUUCUACCCCUCAUUGCUAAUGCAAUUAUCUGCUUAUGAGUAACUUGGAACGAUCCAGAAAUGUGAUUAAGAAGGAAUGCCCUUCCAAGGACAAGCCUCCCAAAGUCAAUUGGGUGCAACAUGCCACUGCUUUGGAGAACUUCUCAUCCCAGUAUAAAUUUUUAAGCUCAAACUUUCUCUUCUCUUUGUCCACACAAAAGCCUCGUCCUGAAAGUAAUGAUAGAGAAAUGUUAUCAACAAGGCCAAUGGCUUGCAACAUUAAAAAAAUUAGAACAUUACAAAGCUCACAGGUUGAGAAGGCUUGGAAAGCUCUUUUUAAUAGUCAACAGAAAAACAAGAAUUACCUGAGGCCUGGAAUCACUGCUCCUGUAAAGAAUUCUAGGGGAAAUGCUACUGUAACUGAGGGCUUAGGUUCUUGUAAAACUUUGAAGGAACCUUCGAGUUUCCAAAGAGCUGGUUUAUUAGCCUCUAGAAAUACUUCAACAUACCAAGGGGGUUGUAACUUGUUUAAUGACUCAGAGGCCGGUAACUGUGGUUCCUUAAAACACACUGAUUUUUCUUCAAGCUUCAGCAUUGGUAUUAGUAAGGUUAAUGAGGAGUCUAAUGUGUUAAGAGAGAAUAUAAAAAUAACUUCAAUGCCUUGUAGCAACUCCAGUUUGGAAAAUUGCGAGGCCUCGUUUUCAGGCGUGGACAGAUGUGCUGAUAGAAGUUAUGUAGAUGCUACAGAUGAUGAAAUUUUAGAGAAUAUUGAUGUUGACCAGAUAGUCAUGAGCCAUUAUCAAGCUGUAGGUACACCUCAGGGACCUGUAUCAAAAAAUAUGCCAUCAUCUGCAAAUUGCAGUGAAAGUAAUGUUGCAGCUUUCAGCCGGCAUACCUUGCCCCAAGAACUAUGUGAACUAUGUAAACAUGGCUUUAAGCUAGCACUUUGUCCGAAUGCAUCAAAUCAUCUGCAGGAGAUUAAGGACAGGUUGAUUACGAUAUCAAAUGAGCUUCUUGACAAUGCUGGUGAUCUUAGUCCUAAGCAAUUUGAAGUCCUUCGCCAGGAAAGAUUGCUUUUGAAUAAGCAAAUCCAACAGUUAGAGAAGUACCUUCAAGAUAUAGGACAACGAAGAUCACAAACUAUGACCUCAACCACUCCUGUCCAGAGUUUUCUAAUUGAUACCCCGUUAAGUAGAACCCAUGAUGGCGUCAGAUUUGAUUCCCAGGUUCAUGUGCGCAAUGAAUUCAGUAAUUAUGGAAAUUGGAAUUCUCCAGUGUCAUUCUCAACCACAGAUGGGCCAAAUUGUUCAUUUGCUCCCGUGGAAAGGGAAGUGUUUACCCCAAAGCUGCUUGAUGUUACGUACAUUGAAGGAUCUGGUGAUAAAAGGUGGAAACGUGUGGACUUUUCUUGGAGCAAAAAGCUUGAGGCCUACAACCGGAAAGUAUUUGGAAACCAUUCCUUUCGCCCUAAUCAGAGGGAGGUUAUUAAUGCGACAAUGAGUGGCUAUGAUGUUUUUGUCUUAAUGCCAACUGGUGGAGGAAAGAGCCUAACCUACCAGCUUCCAGCCCUCAUUUGCCCAGGAUUGACAUUGGUGGUUUCACCUCUUGUUUCGUUGAUCCAGGACCAAAUAAUGCAUCUUCUACAAGCAAAUAUUCCCGCUGCUUACCUCAGCGGCAAUAUGGAAUGGGCUGAACAGCAAGAGAUUCUUAGAGAAUUACAAUCCGAUAACUGCAAAUACAAGUUGUUAUACGUCACCCCAGAAAAAGUUGCAAAAAGUGAUGCUUUGUUGAGAAACCUGGAUGCUUUACAUUCACGGGGAUCACUUUCUAGGAUUGUUAUUGAUGAAGCACAUUGUGUAAGCCAGUGGGGACAUGAUUUUAGGCCAGACUAUCAGGGUCUUGGAAUUUUGAAGCAGAAGUAUCCGAAAACUCCAGUGCUAGCUCUAACAGCUACUGCAACAGCUAGUGUAAAGGAAGAUGUUGUGCAGGCUUUAGGCCUUGCAAAUUGCAUUGUUUUCAGACAGAGUUUCAAUCGGUCAAAUCUAUGGUAUUCUGUGGUGCCCAAGACAAAAAAAUGCUUGGAUGAUAUUGACAAAUUUAUCAAAGGCAAUCAUUUUGAUGAAUGCGGGAUCAUUUACUGCCUGUCGAGAAUGGAUUGUGAGAAAGUGGCUGAAAAGUUACAGGAAUGUGGACACAAAGCUUCUUUCUACCAUGGCAGUAUGGAUCCCCAACAAAGAGCUUAUGUUCAAAAGCAGUGGAGUAAAGAUGAAAUCAACAUAAUAUGCGCCACUGUAGCCUUUGGCAUGGGCAUCAACAAACCCGAUGUUAGGUUUGUGAUUCAUCAUUCUCUACCCAAGUCUAUAGAAGGUUAUCAUCAAGAGUGUGGGCGUGCUGGCAGAGAUGGUCUCCGAUCAUCUUGUGUUUUGUAUUAUAACUAUAGUGAUUAUAUAAGAGUUAAGCACAUGCUUACUCAAGGAGUCAUAGACCAAAGUCCCUUCUCUGCUGGGUCGAGGCGCUAUCUUCCUUCUAGCACUGAUAGAGUAUUCGAAACAAAUAUUGAGAAUUUGUUGCGCAUGGUUAAUUAUUGUGAAAAUGAUUCAGAUUGUAGACGCUUAUUGCAAUUAAUUCAUUUUGGUGAAAAGUUCAACCCUUUAGACUGCCAGAAGACAUGUGAUAGUUGUUCCAAAAUGUUGGAUUCAAUUGAGAGAGAUGUCACUGAUAUUUCUAGGCAACUGGUGGAGCUCAUUAAAGAAACAGAUCAGCAGUUUUCUCUGUCACAUAUUUUGGAAGUAUACAGAGGUUCAAUGAGCUUAAAUAUCAAGAAAUACAAACACGACACUUUGAGACUUCAUGGAGCUGGUAAACACCUGCAGAAAGGUGAAGCAUCCAGAAUAAUUCGCCAUUUAGUGAUUAUGGACAUUCUUGUGGAGGAAGUCAAGAAAAGUGAUAUUUAUGGGUCAAUUUCGUCUGUGUUGAGGGUGAAUGAGUCUAAAGCAAGCAGACUUUAUUCUGGUGAACAAAGGAUCAUAUUGAGGUUCCCAUCACCUGCAAAGGCAUACAAGAGCAAGUCUGAGGUGCCUCUUACUAAGGCUUCAUCCUUUACAGAAACUACGAGCUCUCACCAGAACAUUCCUGUUCAAGCACAAAAUGAAGUUGACUUUAAUUUAUCAGCCAAACUUUAUGCUGCUUUGCGUACGCUCAGAACUAUGCUUGUAAAAGAGGCUGGGGAAGGUGUCAUGGCUUACCACAUUUUUGGAAACGCUACUCUACAGCAAAUUAGCAAGAGAAUACCAAGAACCAAGGAAGAACUCCUUGAGAUCAACGGCAUUGGCAAGGCAAAGUUGCUCAAGUAUGGCGAUCGCGUUUUGGAAACCAUAGAAUCCAUAAUCAGAGAGCGACAUAGAGGAAGCAAGAACAGCAGCAGUAGCAGCGACAAUGAUUUAACAAAGAGGAGAAGAAGCUCCGCUUGCAGAGAAUCUGCAGCAAAUGAUGACGACUUUGAUGAGAGUAGCAUUCAAUCCAAGAAGAGGGUGGUUAAGGUUGGAAAUGGUGGAAAAUGCUUGCAGGAAUAUCUCAACAUAUCAAGCUAUAACGACCGUUUUAUCGAUCUGGAAUUGGAUGAGGACGCGCAGAAUGAGCAAAUCUAAUUCUAAGAAUGUAGAGAGGCCUUCUCGGAGAAUCUUGUUUAGGGUUUAAAUGUGUUUAUAUUCUAGGAGUACGGAUUAGGUUCUGCUGCUUCUGUGCUUGGGUCGGGAAAACAAAAAAAAAGCUAACUUGCGGAUAUUGAGAUUGGGGGUGGGGGGAAAUUUUGACGGAUGUGAGUAUUUUGUUUUAUAUGUUGUUGUA
Molecule: messenger RNA, 4276 nt
Organism: Phalaenopsis equestris
Lineage: Eukaryota; Viridiplantae; Streptophyta; Magnoliopsida; Asparagales; Orchidaceae
Product: ATP-dependent DNA helicase Q-like 4A
Exons: 27
Coding region: 487-4077 (1196 amino acids)
Biological process (GO): DNA replication; double-strand break repair via homologous recombination
Cellular component (GO): chromosome; nucleus; cytoplasm
Molecular function (GO): ATP binding; 3'-5' DNA helicase activity; four-way junction helicase activity
Source: RefSeq, a predicted model, not a curated record